Molecule: messenger RNA, 1900 nt
Organism: Microplitis mediator
Lineage: Eukaryota; Metazoa; Arthropoda; Insecta; Hymenoptera; Braconidae
Product: carboxylic ester hydrolase-like
Exons: 7
Coding region: 137-1840 (567 amino acids)
Source: RefSeq, a predicted model, not a curated record
AUGUGAUACGAUGAUUAAUAGCAGCAAAAGUAAAUGAUGGAAAUAAGUGUGUGAGUAAAAGUGGAGAAAUAUUUUUUAUUGCUUUAGUGGUGAAUAGUUUUUGAUAGGAAGUAGUUGGUUCUUAAAUUAUUUGUAAAUGGAAAGUAUUAUUUUAUUAUGCUUGGUAACAGUGGGAUUGGCGACUUUGGACGUUGACAAGACAGUAGAUGGACCUCGGGUUGUAACUCCAUUGGGAGGUAUCAAAGGGUUUUAUGAUUACUCCCAGAAUGGACGAAAGUACAUGGCCUUUGAAGGGAUUCCAUAUGCUAGAGUGCCAAUUGAAGAUCUGCGAUUCAAACCACCUCAAAAAUUAAAGCCAUGGACUGGAGAUUUAGUAGCGAUCAAGACGGGAUCACCUUGCAUGCAGUAUAUUCACGAGCAGAUCGAUUCAAGAGAAAGAAUUAUAGGAGCAGAAGAUUGCUUGUACCUGAAUAUUUACAAGCCUGUAAUUGAGUCAACUAAAAAAAUGCCAGUUGUCGUUUGGAUUCACGGUGGAGCUUUCCAGUGGCAUAUGGAAGCCAAUGAUGGCCAAUUCACAAGACCUGACUAUCUUAUGGACCGAGAUAUUAUUUUUGUGUCUUUCAGUUACCGUGUUGGUCCUCUUGGUUUCUUGAGCACUGGAGAUGAUAACAUUUCGGGAAAUAUGGGUCUUAAAGAUCAAAGCAUGGCCAUUCGCUGGGUUAAUGAAAAUAUCGAUGCUUUUGGUGGUGAUUCUGAAAAUAUUUCUCUCUUUGGAUUGAGUGCAGGUGGAGUGAGUGUACACUACCAUUAUUUAACGUAUUUGAGCAGAGGAUUAUUCAAAAGAGGAAUAUCUUUCAGUGGGACUGCGUUAAAUUCCUGGGGCAUUACAGAAGAAUCAGCAGAAAAAGCAAGAAAAGUAGCGAUGAUCGUUGGAUGUCCUUCUUCAAAUACUGAAGAAAUGGUAAAAUGUCUCAGGGCUCGUCCUGCAAGUCAAAUAUCGCUCACUGUAAUGCAUUUUAUGCCUUGGUUAUACAAUCCAAUGACUCCAUUUGGUCCUGUAGUUGAGAAAUCAACAUCUGAAUCACCAUUUAUUACAUCAUAUCCAAUUGAUAUAAUUAAUAAUAACGAAGUUUAUGACGCCCCCUGGAUUACCGGUGUCGUUUCCGAAGAAGGACUUUAUCCUGGCGCUGAGUUCUGUGCUAAUGAGAAAUUGUUGAAAGAACUAGACGCAAGGUGGGAUGCUUUAGCACCUUUUAUCCUCGAUUAUAAUUAUACUAUUCCUCUUUCUAAACAAGUGGAAGUAGGGAAAAAAAUCCGACGCCACUAUAUUGGUGAUAAACCAAUUGAUGAUAGUACGGCAAUGUCAAUUAUCCAUAUGAUCGGUGAUCGACUUUACACCGCAGAUAGCAUAAAAGCUGCUAAGCUUAUGGCUAAACAAAAUAAGAAUCCCGUAUUUUAUUAUUACUUCACGUACAAAGGCGCAGAGAGCGUUUCUCAUGUUAUGACUAGGACAAAAAAAGACUGGGGUGUCGCACAUGGUGAUGACUUGUACUUUAUUAUCGCAUCACCAGCGAAAAAUCCAACUACUACUUGGGAAGAUCGUUCGAUGCAACGAGAACUCUUGGAUUUUUGGAUCUCUUUCGCGACUUAUGGAACUCCUGAUGUUGGUAUUGAAUGGAAACCGGUUAAUCCAAGUACUAUCAAAUUAAAUUACCUUCAUAUAUACGGACCAGGUGAAAGAAAAAUGAAUGAAGAUGAUAAUCUUGGUCAAAUUAAACUCUGGUCUGAAAUUGAUUUUAAUGAAAAUAAAAUAAAAUUUACAACAAAACCUAAAAUAUAAUUUAUAAUAAAUAUAUAAUUUGUUUCUAAAUAAAUUUUUUUUUUUACACGGAAAAAAAAA